Plasmodium knowlesi strain H is the source of this 1224-nucleotide messenger RNA. Its product is annotated as KIR protein. The record is from RefSeq and is a predicted model, not a curated record. The coding region runs from base 1 to 1224 and encodes 407 amino acids. The transcript is spliced from 4 exons. Lineage: Eukaryota; Apicomplexa; Aconoidasida; Haemosporida; Plasmodiidae.
AUGACGCCAGGACCAUCAGGACCUACGAAGCAACAGUGCUUAGCGAGGUUACCUUCCGAACAAGUAUACAAUAGAUUAAGCGGAAAAUUAAAUUGUACUGUGAGGAUAUCCGGGAAAGGAAAUUACACUAACAUCCUGGAAGGGGGAUUACAGGAAGCGCUCCGUGAGCGCGAGAAGAAUGUAGAUACAUCUAGUAAGAUUCUUGGUGCUUGGUGUUUUGUGCAUAAGGGUCUGACGAAGAACGUUCCGUCCCAUGAGGAUCGUUGUGGUUUCUUUUAUUAUUGGUUAGGUGACCAAUUGAAGACAGAAUCGGAUAAGGAUGGACAGUUUGAAAGUCUAAUGCAAUCAGUUUAUAACACAUUUGGGAAGUUCAGGUUUAAUGAUCAAUGCACUAAUCCAUAUCCCAAGACUAACGUGGACAUUUUCACAAAAGGAAAGGAAUUAUUCGAUUAUUACUAUAACUAUACUUCCCUACAGAAGCGGGGGCCGAAUAAUAGAAAAUGUCCCUGUAAGGGGGAAUAUGACAAACACCAGAAGGCAGUUCUAGAAACAUAUAGAGGUGUGAGCACUAAUUGCCCCGGGGGGUGGAUUACCACCUCCUACUGUACAGAAUUUAUGGCAGGGAAAACCAGUCAAUGGAAUCCAAGGCCGCUACUGGAUCAAUCGAAGUGCACUGCCGAGGGAUCAGCGGAAAGUUUAGGUCCUGAAUCAAGACCUGGACCAGAUGGUCCAAAGGUGGAUAUAGAGGGCCCGGAUGUGGAUGGAGAAGUGCCCGAAAUGAGUAUAAAUCUGGAAGGUGAUCAAAAUGAUGGAUCAUCCCCUUCCAGUACUGUUGUCAUACCUUCUGCUUUAGCUGCAGUAGGUCUUCCUACCCUUGCAUUUUUUUUAUAUAAAUAUACUGAUGUAUUUGAUGGAAUAAAAAAAUCUCUCUUUGGUGGACUCAAUAAUACAGGAAGAAGGAAUAGAAGACGGGGAAGAUCUACCGUUGGACGUCAACACUUUGACGACACUUUCACACAGAAUGAUUCUUCUACACUAGGAGAUGACGGUUCCACCACCUUAGGUGGUCGUGGUGGUGGAUCAUCCACCUUAGGUGGUAGCUCCACCAAUGUUUCUACCAUCUAUGAUGAUGAACCACCUCGUCGAUCAAUCGGAAGAGGGGGAAGGGAAAGGGCCGGAACAAAUAAUAGAAGACCAGGAAAUAUACGUUAUUAUGCCACGUAA